This is a messenger RNA of Odobenus rosmarus divergens (Pacific walrus), 1218 nucleotides long. It is a transcript of the gene HSD11B2, whose product is annotated as hydroxysteroid (11-beta) dehydrogenase 2. Gene Ontology annotation, molecular function: oxidoreductase activity. The transcript is spliced from 5 exons. The coding region runs from base 1 to 1218 and encodes 405 amino acids. NCBI's taxonomy places the organism in Eukaryota, Metazoa, Chordata, Mammalia, Carnivora, Odobenidae. The record is from RefSeq and is a predicted model, not a curated record.
AUGGAGCGCUGGCCUUGGCCGUCGGGCGGCGCCUGGCUGCUCGUGGCGGCCCGCGCGCUGCUGCAGCUGCUGCGCGCAGACCUGCGUCUGGGCCGCCCGCUGCUGGCUGCGCUGGCGCUGCUGGCUGCGCUCGACUGGCUGUGCCAGCGCCUGCUGCCCCCGCCGGCCGCACUCGCCGUGCUGGCCGCCGCCGGCUGGAUCGCGUUGUCCCGCCUGGCGCGCCCGCCGCGCCUGCCCGUGGCCACUCGCGCGGUGCUCAUCACCGGCUGUGACUCUGGUUUUGGCAAGGAGACGGCCAAGAAGCUAGACGCCAUGGGCUUCACGGUGCUGGCCACCGUGUUGGAGUUGGAUGGCCCCGGCGCCCUAGAGCUGCGUGCCUGCUGUUCCCCUCGCCUAAGGCUGCUGCAGAUGGACCUGACCAAGCCAGCAGACAUCAGCCGAGCACUGGAGUUCACAAAGGCCCACACCACCAGCACGGGCUUGUGGGGCCUGGUCAACAAUGCAGGCCACAACGAUGUGGUGGCCGAUGUGGAGCUGUCUCCAGUGGCCACAUUCCGCAGCUGCAUGGAGGUGAAUUUCUUUGGUGCCCUUGAGCUGACCAAGGGUCUCUUACCACUGCUGCGCCGUUCUAGGGGUCGUAUCGUGACUGUGGGCAGCCCAGCAGGAGACAUGCCAUACCCGUGUUUGGCAGCCUAUGGGACCUCCAAAGCGGCCAUGGCGCUGCUCAUGGACACAUUCAGCUGUGAACUUCUGCCCUGGGGGGUCAAGGUCAGCGUCAUCCAGCCUGGCUGCUUUAAGACAGAGUCGGUGCGGAAUGUGGGCCAGUGGGAGCAGCGCAAACAGCUGCUGCUGGCCAGCCUGCCCCGAGAGCUGCUACAGGCCUAUGGCGAGGACUACAUCGAGCACUUACACGGGCAGUUCCUGCACUCACUGCGCCUGGCGCUGCCAGACCUCAGCCCGGUCGUAGACGCCAUCACCGACGCUCUGCUGGCCGCCCGGCCACGCCGCCGCUAUUACCCGGGCCGGGGCCUGGGGCUCAUGUACUUCAUCCACUACUACCUGCCCGAGGGCCUGCGGCGCCGCUUCCUGCAGACCUUCUUUAUCAGCCACUGUCUGCCGAGAGCGCUGCGGCCUGGCCGGCCUGGCUCUGCCCCAGCCCAGGAUGCAGCCCCGGACCCGGACCCAAACCCAGGCCCUUCCCCUGUGGCAGCGCAAUGA